Acanthopagrus latus (yellowfin seabream) is the source of this 2080-nucleotide messenger RNA. It is a transcript of the gene hibch, whose product is annotated as 3-hydroxyisobutyryl-CoA hydrolase. Gene Ontology annotation, biological process: L-valine catabolic process. Gene Ontology annotation, molecular function: 3-hydroxyisobutyryl-CoA hydrolase activity. The transcript has 14 exons. Gene Ontology annotation, cellular component: mitochondrion. The record is from RefSeq and is a predicted model, not a curated record. Bases 108 to 1256 code for a protein of 382 amino acids. NCBI's taxonomy places the organism in Eukaryota, Metazoa, Chordata, Actinopteri, Spariformes, Sparidae.
GACGUCACCGCUUUGACCAAUCAGAGACAGCUCGGUGCUCCUUCCAGGAAGUAAACUACAGGGGAAAGAGCAAGGGAAGCAGCUCCACCUGAAAGUCAAAUAAAAUAAUGUCUUUAACCGUUUUAACGUCUGCGUUCAGACUGAGGUCCAUCUGCAGACUGCAGCGAAUUCAGGGCCACAUGAUGUCGAGUCAGGUGGAACCAGAGGUUCUUCUGGAGAAAGUCGGCAACGCAGGUGUUAUAACUAUCAACAGACCCAAAGUGCUGAAUGCUCUCAACCUGACCAUGAUCCGGCAGAUCUACCCUCAACUCAAGAAAUGGGAAAAUGACAAAGAGACUGAUGUUGUGAUCAUCAAAGGUGCAGGUGGCAAAGCUUUUUGUGCAGGUGGAGACAUCAGAGCGGUCACAGAAGCGGGGAAAGUCGGUGACUCUCUUGCAGAAGAUUUCUUCCGUGAGGAAUAUGUUCUCAACAACGCUAUCGGAGCGUGCAGGAAACCAUAUAUCGCCCUUAUUGAUGGAAUAACGAUGGGAGGGGGCGUCGGUCUGUCGGUCCACGGACGCUUUCGAGUGGCCACGGAGAAGACGCUGUUCGCCAUGCCGGAGACCGCCAUCGGUCUUUUCCCUGAUGUGGGCGGAGGUUAUUUUCUGCCGAGGCUGCGGGGGAAGUUGGGCCUGUUUCUGGCCUUGACGGGCUUCCGUCUGAGGGGUCGUGACGUGCAGAGAGCUGGAGUGGCCACUCACUUUGUAGAGUCAAAGAAGAUCCCGGACCUGGAGAAGGAGCUGGUGGACUUGAAGUCUCCCUCUGCUGAAGACGUCUCCAAAGUGCUGGACUCCUUCCAGAACCAGAGCAGUCUGGACUCUGAGAAGCCUUUUGUUUUGGAGAAGCACAUAUCUGAUAUUGACAGGCUGUUCAGCUCCAGCAGCGUGGAGGGCAUCGUGCAGAACCUGAAGGCCGACGGCUCGGAGUUCGCCAACAAACAGGCCGAGACUCUGUCAAAGAUGUCGCCCACCUCCCUGAAGAUCACCUACAGGCAGCUGAAGGAAGGCGCGACGCUGAGCCUGGCAGACGUGCUGGUGAUGGAGUAUCGACUGAGCCAGGCCUGCAUGAGAGGCUGCGACUUCUAUGAGGGCGUAAGAGCCGUGCUGGUCGACAAGGACCAGAGUCCGAAGUGGAGCCCGUCCACUCUGGAGGAGGUUUCCGAUCAGAUGGUGGAUCAGUGCUUCUCCUCGCUGGGAGACAAAGAUCUGACUCUCUGAAGUCCGACAGCUUCUCGCCUUCAAACACGCACCGAAAAAGCCUUCGCCGAGCUUCACGUCCUCACAUCCCUUUAUGGUAUGUGAGAGGACUGCGGCUGCUGAGGAUGAGAGAGAGAGUUAUUUUAUGACAAACAUGGAUCAUAUACUUCAUAAUUCAGUGACAUUAUACAAGAAACAUCCAGGCUGCUCCUCUGCAGCCGAGGAGGAGAAUCUGAUUCAUGCUCACGGCCAGAAAUCCAAAAUAGUAACAGAAGAAGUAGCUAACAGACGCCCUGUGUGUCACACGAGAAAUGGUUAGAGUAAACUUGCUCUGCGGUGCAGCGGAGUCUUUUGUUAAUUCAAUGAAUCUGCAGCAUUAACACGAGGACAUGAGGAGGAGGAGGAGCUCACCACUGAGUGCUUUAUUACAUUUCCUGUCGGUGUUUGUUGAUGUGACAUUGAUCGGGAUCAUUUGUAUUUCUGCUGUGUGGUCACUUGUUCAAGUUCACAUCAUGUAUCGUCUCCAUUUCUUCAUUUCUGUAGUCUGUGUUUUUUCCGGUUUCAGUGAAAUCUGUAAUUGUAGAUGUUGAUAUUCUCUUGACACUCCCAAGAAAUGUGACAGAUUUAACAAUGUCUCCGUGUUAUGAGUGCAUUUACACGACUGUUACUUUCUUUGCAUUUUAGAAAACAAAUUUAUAUUCAGCAGUUUGAAAUGUGUGUGGUAUCGUUGGGGCUCAUAUCACCUCCCCCCCAAAAAAAAUCAAUAUCUGCAUUAUUAAUGAGACAAACAGUCUGAUUAGGCAUCCAUGCUGGAACAGAGAGCAAUAAAGAGAGCUAACACUAAA